Molecule: messenger RNA, 1452 nt
Organism: Effrenium voratum
Lineage: Eukaryota; Dinophyceae; Suessiales; Symbiodiniaceae
Source: the annotation of a GenBank genome assembly
AUGUCGGGCAUUGCCGCUGUGGUGAAACUGAGGAAGGCCGGUUACACGGAUCUGACCGUCUAUGAAAAGACAGACAAGGUUGGCGGUACGUGGCGGGAAAACCAGUAUCCCGGUCUCUCCUGCGACGUGCCCUCACGCUGGUAUUCCUUUUCUUUCGCGCUCAAUCCAGAUUGGACUCAUCGCUUCUCCUAUGGUCCUGAGAUUCAGGCCUAUAUGGAAAAGACGGCAAACGAUUUCGGUGUCACGGACAUUGUGAAAUUCAACACGCCUGUCACAGACCUGACCUAUGCGGCUCCACACUGGCGGCUGACCACGGGUGCGGGCGAGGUAGAGCAAUAUGACAUCGUCAUCUCAGCAACCGGUGUUUUGCACAACCCUGUUCUCCCAAAGAUAGAGGGUCUAGAUAGCUUUGAAGGCGACAUGUUCCAUACAGCCAGAUGGGAUCACUCGGUGCCAUUGGAAGGGCGCAAGGUCGGCAUUAUUGGUACUGGUUCUACGGCUGCGCAGAUCAUCGGUGCGAUCACAAGUAAGGUCGGAACGAUGAACGUGUUCCAGCGGACGCCACAAUGGAUGAUUCCCCUGCCACAGCGGGAAUAUCUGGGCAUCACAAAGUGGUUGAUGCGCACAUUCCCAGCCCUUCAGAAACUCACUUACAAUUUUUAUUUCAAAACGAUGGUGAAGCAUUUUGGUCAGGCCACUGUUGGCGACCAGAAGGAACUCGCGAAGAUCCAGGAAGCUUGUUCCAAACAUUUGGAAGAUGCGGUGAAAGAUCCGGAGCUUCGCGCAAAACUUACACCGGACUAUCAGGCGGCUUGUAAACGUCUGAUUUUCUGCUCGGACUUUUAUCCCGCGAUUACCAGUGACAAUGCCAAUCUCAUUACCGAAGGGAUUGAACGUAUCGUCCCGGAAGGGAUUAAGACGGUCGACGGCAAAACCCACGAACUGGAUGUUCUGGUUCUCGCAACGGGCUUUGACGCCACGUCCUUUAUCCUGCCCACGAAGGUGACCGGCGAAAACGGCCGUGAUCUGGGUGAGGCAUGGGAUGGCUCACCCCGUGCGCAUCGAGCGGUUGGCAUGCCUGGUUUCCCUAAUUUCUGGAUGCUGGAAGGGCCGACCGGCCCUGUCGGCAAUCUGUCUCUGAUUACAAUUACAGAGCAUCAAGUUGACUAUGUAAUCGCCAUGCUCAACAAGAUGCGUGACGAAGGCCUGGAAGGCAUCGCGCCAAAACAAACUUCCUUUGACGCCUAUAAUGCAGAGAUGCAAGCCCGCGUGCCGACAACAGUAUGGGCCAGCGGCGGCUGCGACAGUUGGUACUUCGACAAAUCAGGUGUGCCCAAUCUCUAUCCCUUUUCGCCAGACCGCUACCUGAACGAUAUGCAUGAUCCUGAUUUUUCGGAAUAUCGAUUGAUCGCUGACAGUAGAGAGUCGGAUGCGGUUCAAGCUGCCGAAUAA